Molecule: messenger RNA, 1441 nt
Organism: Poecile atricapillus (Black-capped chickadee)
Lineage: Eukaryota; Metazoa; Chordata; Aves; Passeriformes; Paridae
Gene: SNX20
Product: sorting nexin 20
Exons: 4
Coding region: 141-1127 (328 amino acids)
Biological process (GO): protein transport
Cellular component (GO): early endosome membrane
Molecular function (GO): phosphatidylinositol phosphate binding
Source: RefSeq, a predicted model, not a curated record
GGGAGACACAGAAUGUGCCCGCUAGAAGAAGGCACAGACAUCUUCUUCUGUGUUUCGGAAAGGCGAGGCGAGCGGAGCGUGGCCUCGCUCAGAGCUCACAUGUGCCACAAGUAGAGCUCCAUUUCCAGUGAUAAGAAGCAAUGGACCAAGAUUCACACUGCACAGCAGAAAGGGAGCUAUUGGAACCUGUAAGCAGAAUUACUAUGUCUUCUACCAUAAGUCCAUCUGAUGAAGAAGAAAAUCAACCCAAAGCUGAAAUUUCAUGUCAAGCGAGAAAAGAAAAUCCAGAAAAAGGUGACAUGCAAGAUACCGGUGCAACCCUAAGCCCCAACUCUUCAAUGACCACUAAGGAGCUUCAGGAAUAUUGGAGGAAUGAAAAACGUCAGUGCAAACAAAUCAAACUCCUUUUUGAAAUCCCAUCAACCAGAAUUGUAGAGCACCACUUCUCUAAAUAUGUGAUGUAUAAAAUCAUCAUUUUGCAAACAGGGAGUUUUGACAGCAACAAGUCUGUAAUUGAGCGGCGUUAUUCAGAUUUUGAGAAAUUGCACAGAAAUCUGCUGGAGGAAUAUAGCGAAGAAAUGGAAGAUGUAACCUUUCCCAAAAAAGCUCUAACAGGGAACUUCACAGAAGAAAUAAUCAAUGAAAGAAAAUUAGCCUUCAAGGACUACCUGAGACUCCUAUAUUCUAUGAAAUAUAUCAGAAGAUCAAAAAAAUUUAUCGACUUUUUAACAAGGCCAGAGCUUCAGGAAGCAUAUGGUUGCCUGCGGGGUGGCCAGUACACCAAAGCUUUGGAAAUCCUUUUAGAAGUCAUUGGGCUGCAGGAAAGGCUGACAAGAGGGAACCCUUUUGCAAUUGUCCCUACUCUCUGUGCCAUCGUGGUGUGCCACAAGGACCUGGAGAACCCAGCUAGUGCCUUUGAAUACGGAGAAAAAGCUCUGACACGCCUUCGUGUGCAUACCAGCCACAGGUAUUAUAUUCCUCUGUUAGAAACAAUGAUCACUCUGGCAUAUGAACUUGGCAAGGAUUUUCUGUCUUUGCAAGAAAAACUGGAAGAAUGGAAGACAAAGAAAGAUCCCAUACGGGUUUUUACCCUGAAAGAACUCGCAGUUCGGGAGUACGUACGGUGAACACAAGAAAAAUUUAAUGAAAGAGCAAACUCUUGAAAGAGUGGGAACUGGAAAUUACCUGUUUGGCUUGCAUAACAUUAGGAACAAUAGGAAAAACAUUAAAUUAAAUAUCUUUUAUUUUCAAAGGGACAUUAGCUUCUAUGCUGGAAUAUAUUACAUCUACUAUACAGAUAUGAGGAAUACCUGAGGAGCGUCUUAAGGCUUUUUGAAGGCAGCUUGCAAGAAAAUAAUAAUUUCUAAUUUGGUUAUUUUGAACAUAGCUUAUUUUAUGUGAUAAGUCAGAAUAAGAAAAUACAAUUAAUAAAGCACUUGGA